Molecule: messenger RNA, 1542 nt
Organism: Trichoderma asperellum CBS 433.97
Lineage: Eukaryota; Fungi; Ascomycota; Sordariomycetes; Hypocreales; Hypocreaceae
Source: RefSeq, a predicted model, not a curated record
UUCUGGGUCAUACUCCGUCUAUACGCAUACGAAGAUCCCUGUUAUUCCUCACCAGCUGCUUCGAUAGCUUCGAUGCAUUGCAUAUCGACGGCGCAAUAUGCAGCAUGAGGCCAAUCCCCCACUUUUAACCGCCUUCAGCUUCUUGCUGCCAGCCGGGCUGUGGGAUAAAUGAUGCAAACGCGCAGGUCCUUUAUGUGAAGCUUACCAGCCACCUCCAAUUUGGCAGCGCUCACAAGGCCCCCAAGCACCGUCAACGAGUCUCCCAAAUCCUUCCAAGCCGUGAUACCUCUCAUCUCAUCCCGUUUUCGCGUGACAUAGAAGGUGCAGAUAUGGAUCCGCAUGCGCCGCCGUUGAAGGCGCUGUCUCCGCAGCCGAUUGAUUCACCCAGUCCCAAUAGAGCCUUUCCCACCUCAACUGCGCCGCCGCCAUCUUCAAUACCGGCGCUGCCUCUGCGGCCGGCGAUGGACCAGCAGCUGCCCGACCGCUCGGUGAGCAUGGACGACAUGCCUCGAACGACAUCGAUUCCGCGCGGCGCCGACUUCCCCCAGGCCGGCGACUUUCCUCCAAAGCCCAGCGACUACUCCAAGCCCAACGAUUAUCCCAAGGCCACUGACUUCCACCCGAGGCCGUAUGAGUACCCGGCCCAGAGGCCGAUGCAGCAACUCCAGUCGCCGAUGCAGCAGCUCCAAUCUCCGUACAAUCCCGUGAUCCCUCAGCUCGAUAUGAAAGAUGUCAAGUCCAGCUGCCAGCGCAACCUUAGACACCUCAUGUACCUCCAGAGCCAGCGGCGCGGUUACGACUACGCAUCGCAGGUUGAUCUAGAGUGGCAAAUCCGCAGCCAGACAGGCAUCUUGAUAGGUGAGGUGCGGACGCUUCAGAACGAGGUCCGACGGAUGGUCAAGAAUGCGAAGAAUCACCGGUGGCGACGAUGGCUGUUUGGAGGGUUUCUGGCGACUUUUAUCCCGAUUGUGCGCAAGCUGUUUCGCCGAGGCUCGGAUCACGAGUCGCUGGCUUCGUCCAACAACACCGAGUACGCAUUCCGCAAAUCAAAGGGCCUUCUCCAGCGCAUCAAGGAUUCCGUCCUGGGCCAUCACCGCCUCGCCAGCAUCGCCUUCUUUGUCUUUUCGGUCAUGUACGUGUUCCAGAACGAAGUCACAUUGCGGGUGGCCAAGACAGUGCAGAAGCGCCUCAAGAAAUUGUCCCAGCGGCUCGAGUACACCAGCCAAGAGGUCGAUGAGAAGGACCUCAAAGUUCUAGAAGGCUGGAGGUGGAGAGUGCUUUUAUGGUAAAAAGUAGAGUUUGCCGCUUUUCGAUUAAUGGGCGACUCUGGAAUGCGCGAAUGGACUUUGAGUUUGAGAAUCGAUGAUGACGAACAUAUCCUACUAAAGGUGCAUGAUUGUAACGAAGCUUUUGCACAACUCGCAGCUCAGCUUUGGGCUGCUGUUUUAAUAUGUUUCAGCCUUUGCAACUUCAAUACUACUUUACUAUACUUCAAACUAAUAGAUACUUUAUCAUAAUUUACUUAUUUACACCACAAUUGAG